Rotaria socialis is the source of this 954-nucleotide messenger RNA. NCBI's taxonomy places the organism in Eukaryota, Metazoa, Rotifera, Eurotatoria, Philodinida, Philodinidae. The record is from the annotation of a GenBank genome assembly.
AUGUCAAUUCUAUUGAAUUCUAUUGAUUGUCCAUGUUUAACAAAUGAUUGUCUUCAUAUUCUAAAUGAACAUUAUUCAAUUCAAACGACAAAUGAUUUUGCUUUAUGGCUAAUAAAAUCUUCCGAUGAUCGAACUAAAUAUUUGUCAUCAACAAUAAUUCAAUGUAUACAAUCAUGUAUGAUAGCACAUACAGCAAAUAUUCAAUAUCGACAAAUAUCAAAUAGUAAUUCUUAUAAAUUAGACUAUUCAUUAUUCGAUAAUGAAACAAUAUUAAACGCACAACGUCAUUUAAUAUUCAUUUAUGAGUAUUUCAAUCAAAAUCAAUGGAAUCAAUUUUUUAAUAUGUUUUUACUUCGCUUAUUUCUUGGAAAUGAAUCCAUUAAAAUAAAUUAUAUAAAUACAAACAUAAGUUUAUUUGAUUUAAAUUCUUUUUAUCAUGAUUAUUGCUGUUUAAGCGAUAAAAUAUUUUUACAUCGAAAUGAUCUAUUUGAAAAAUACUUUUUUUUUAAUCAAUGCUUUCAUCUCGAAGCAUUUGAGAAUCAAUUAGACUUUAUUGAAAAUAAUCAAGAUUCAUUUCAAAUAUUAAUUAUUGAUGAUUUUUUCUCAUUAAUCAAACCUUACUUAGGUCUCGAUAGACGUAUAAAAGGAAAAAUCCUUCAGUUAACAUAUCGAUUAAAUCGUCUUGCGCAAAAACAGUCGAUAUUAAUUAUCAAUGGAAUUAUUUUAAAUACAAAGAAACGAACGAGAAAUUUUCCUAUCACAGAUGAUACACGUUUUGAUUCAUUUCAUGCUGACCAAUUGAUUCUAUUGCAAUCAUUAACAAACAUAGAAAAUGAAAUUUAUCUUAAAAAUCUCAAUAAGAAAAGUCAAGAUAAACAUUUAAUCAUAUCGAAAUUCGAUCUUGACGAUUGGAUGAAAAUCAGUAAUGUUCGAAAAUCUCUGGUUACUGAUUGA